UUUACCUUCUCAAACUCAAAUAGGAAGUGGGUUUCCCCGUGCUGUGGUUGCAUGUCCGAUGGCGAGGAAUGAAGAAAAACAGCAAGGAAAAUUGAACAGAUUAUGGCUUCAGAAGGAAAGAGAGGAGGGUCGAAUAAAAGAUAUCCAUGAACGUAGACCCAAACUUGCAACCCUUAACUCCGCCUCUGCAGUGAAGAAGUGGAUCCCUAGCAUCAAAAGAGAGAUCGAGUACUAUCUCCAGCAGUCACAGCUAUCUCACUACCCUGAGAGAAAGAUAGCAGAGUUUCAGUUCUGCAUCGAGGGUCUGGAGAAGGAGUACAAACGCUUUCUGUCGAAGCUGCGAGCCCUAGACCCUUCCUGCAAACACCAGCCCUGGACUCCACGGGCAUACGCUAAGAAGAGGGAAGACCCCCUCCGCUCUGUCGGCUACGCUAAGAAACCACGCUGUGUGCCGCUGGAUUCAGGUCACGGGAGCACACCACGGGCGGAAGGAGACUGCGAAGGGGCUCACGACAGGACAGGAAGUGACAACACUUUAGCCCACGAGAAAGAGGAUCGCCAAUCAGAGUCCCGCUACUCUGUAGUCGCUGCCAGCGCCGACCCCAGCCCCCUAGCAUCAGAGUCAGGCCAUGCCGACCAGGACCAGCCCCUCUCCUUCGACCGGACCCGACUGGCAGUGGCUCUAGCUGGGUGUCGAGGCCCGGUGGAGCUUGGUUCCUCCCAGACGCCCAGCAUAGCCAGGGUGCUGCUCUCAGGCCUGCCUAACCUCCACAGCUCCCCCCUGGGCCGGGCCAUCGCCCAGGCCAGAGGGCCUGGCUCCCCCGGGCGAGCAGGGGAACGGGGUGGGAGGAGGGGAGGGGGGCGAGGCUCAGUGAUGGACUGUGUCUCUGCGGGGGAGGGGAGGACAAGGAGGAAUGCUGUGGAGACGGAGGACAGGAUGGGACAUGUCCUGGGGCUAGAUGUGGAGACAGGGGACAGGACAGGACAUGUUCUGGGGCUAGAUGUGGAGACAGGGGACAGGACAGGACAUGUCCUGGGACUCGAUGUGGAGACAGGGGACAGUAUGGGACAUGUCCUGGGGCUAGCCUGCUACUCGUCCUCAGAUGAGGAAUCUGCAACGUGACAAGCAAGGAGACGUUUACUUAAAAUAGGAAUCAGGUGAUUUGUGUGAAUAUACAAGCGGUUUAUAUAUAUAUAAAGAAAUAUGUGUGUGUGUGUGUAUAUAUAUCCGUAAAUGCAUGAAGAUAAAAUGUAUGACGUCAAUAAAAAUUACGAGAUGGAUUUUUCCAUCCACAAAAAUAUAUAUAUAUUUAAAAAAUCCUUCUUGUCAUUUAUUGACAUUGAUUUCAUCUUUGCAUAUUUACGGAUUUUAGUAUGGAGGAAAGGUGUUCACCGGCUCUUCCCUGAUGCUCUAGGUAUGAUGUGAAGUGGGACAAGGAAACUGGUGAGCUGUUCUACUGCCUGCAGUGGAGGGGGGGAGUGAUUCAUCUGUCAAUCGACUGCUGUGUUAUCAGUCAUCACCAUGACCACAUGCUCAGUAGUUACAUCAGAUGCUGCUGAAAGCAGAUUUGCUGACUCAGUUACCCGAACACUCGUUUGAAUGCAGGCAACCACACAGCCCACAGCCCCUCAACACCACCUCGUCCCCAGCUGCUCCACUGUCGUGCUUUAAAUGCAACACUUCUUGGAAGCAGGGUUGCAUCUGGGGUAGUAGAGUGAACUGAUGUGUUGCCCUCUAGUCCAAAGACACAGUUUCCCACGACACUGUGUGAACCUCCUCUACCUAAGGGCCUGGGUUUUCUGGGACGUGGGAGGGAUUCAGAUACAUGAUAGCCAGGACUGGAAGGGUGGGGCAGGGGUGAACUUCCAGAUACACGAGGCCCUGGACUGGAGGGGUGGACAGAACAGGGCUGCUUCCAUUGACAGGACAUGCGCAAAUACAAGGGGUGUUUGCGGUCAUGCAGUUCAACUUUGAUGUACUGUAGAUUUUAAACCAAUGCAGGAAUUUUGAAUAAUGUUCUUAAUACUUUCUUGAUAUGGCACUCCAAAAUCCAAAAGAAUAAACAUCCAUGUGUACUGCAGAUGAUUAUCCAUCAAAUCAGACCAGUGUUUUCUUGUGAUGUAUUUAGCAGACAAGAGCAUUCACACACAGCAAGUCUUUUGCCAAUUUUCAUCCAUGUCUGUUACCUUUUAGUGACCUUUAUUGUGAAGUUGUGUGCAUUUACAGAGAAAGACUGUUUACAGACUACACAUUCAAGUUGUUUAUGAACUACUGAAUAGUUCCAGUCGAAAAUGAGAGAUUUUUUUAUUAUCCACCUAGGUGAUCAUCUAAUAAUGGAUCAAUUCAAAUGAUUAGGAAGUAUACAUAUGGACUUCCUCAUGUAUAGAGAG
Molecule: messenger RNA, 2391 nt
Organism: Hypomesus transpacificus
Lineage: Eukaryota; Metazoa; Chordata; Actinopteri; Osmeriformes; Osmeridae
Exons: 5
Coding region: 59-1123 (354 amino acids)
Biological process (GO): generation of catalytic spliceosome for second transesterification step
Source: RefSeq, a predicted model, not a curated record